AUGGCGAUCCACCGCUGGUGGCGCUGGAUGGAGAGUGCAAGAAUGCUGAUCCGCCAUUCAGUAGAGAGCCAGGAUGCUGAUCCGCUGCUAGGGGCGCUGAACAGAGAGAGCGAGGAGGCUGAUCCGACACUGGGGGCGCUGGACAGAGAGAGUGAGGAGGACUAUUCGCCGCUGGGGGCGCUGGAGGGAGAGAGCGAGGAGACCACUAAACCGCUGGGGGCACUAUACGGAGUAAGCAAGGAGGCUGAUCCGUCACUCAGGAUGCUGGACGGAGAGAGCGAGGAGGCUGAUCCCCCGCUGGGGGUGCUGGAUGGAGAGAACGACGAGUCUGAUCCGCCGCUGGGUGUGCUGGACAGAGAGAGCCAGGAGGCUGAUCCGCCACUGGGGGCGCUUGGCCGAGAGAGCGAGGAGGCCUAUCCACCGGUGGGUGCACUGGACGGAAAGAGCGAGGAGGCUGAUCCGCCGCUGGGGUCACUGGAUGGAGAGACCAAAGAGACUGAUCUACCGUUGGGGCAGAUACACGGAGAGAGUGAGGAGUCCUGUCCGCUGCUGGAGAUGCUGGACGGAAAGAGCGACAAUGCCAGUCCGCCGCUGGAGGUGCAGCACAAAGUGAAUCAGGACCCCAUGCAACUGCAGGGAGAGAGCCAGGAUGCUGAUCCGCACCUGGGGGUGAUGGACGGAGAGAGCGAGGAGUCCGAUCCGCCAUUGAAAGUGCAACACAGAGUGAGUCAGGACGCCAUGCAGCAGCAGGGAGAGAGCAGGAUGUUGAUCUGCUGCUGGGGGCGCUGGACAGAGAGAGCAAGGAGGCUGAUCCGUCACCGAGGGCGCUGGACGGAGAGAGCGAGUAGGCUGGUCCGCCACAGGGGUGAUAGAGUGCAAGGAGGCCUGUCCGCCGCUGGGGGCACUGGACGGAGACAGCGACUAGGACAAUUCGCCGAUGGAGGUGCAGCACAGAGUGACAGCAGGAAGAGAGAGAGACAGGAUAGUGAUCCGCCACUGGGGGCGCUGGACGGAGAGAGCGAGGAGGUGGAUCUGCCUCUGGGGGUGCUGGAUGGAGAGAGCGAGGAGGAUGAUCCGCCGCUGGGCAUGCUGGACAGAAAGAGCCAGGAUACCAAUUUGUCACUGGUGGCACAGGUCAGAGUGAGUCAGGAAAUUGUGCAGCACAAAAAGAGGCAGGCACAGUAUUAA
Messenger RNA from Schistocerca nitens (vagrant locust), 1188 nucleotides. Its product is annotated as protein IWS1 homolog. Bases 1 to 1188 code for a protein of 395 amino acids. The record is from RefSeq and is a predicted model, not a curated record. Lineage: Eukaryota; Metazoa; Arthropoda; Insecta; Orthoptera; Acrididae. The transcript has 3 exons.